Rhinichthys klamathensis goyatoka is the source of this 5305-nucleotide messenger RNA. RefSeq names its product alpha-kinase 3b (gene alpk3b). Gene Ontology annotation, biological process: cardiac muscle cell development; protein phosphorylation. The record is from RefSeq and is a predicted model, not a curated record. The coding region runs from base 281 to 5212 and encodes 1643 amino acids. The transcript is spliced from 13 exons. Lineage: Eukaryota; Metazoa; Chordata; Actinopteri; Cypriniformes; Leuciscidae. Gene Ontology annotation, cellular component: nucleus. Gene Ontology annotation, molecular function: ATP binding; protein serine/threonine kinase activity.
UUAUGCCCCCGUGCACCACCCCAGGAGUCCAACGGCACUGAAAGAAAACACUGAGCUUGUAGAGUGCACCCCUGUCCUGAGUGUCAAAGUAAAGACAUAAACCAGUGAGAAAUCUACUGCUGGGAUGCUGGCUGUGAUGACAGAAGAUUUUUGCUCGACUCCUUAACUUUCUAAGUUUGGGGAAACAAACACUUUUGCGUUUAAUGUUGACAGGCUUUAAGAAUGUUGGAUACAAGCAGCUGACUCUGUGAAUGCAUGUGGAGACUUACAGAUUAAGAAGAUGAGUUCCAGAAGGCUGAUGAACCGUUCGCUCUCGAGUGAUGGAAGGUCUUACUACAGUGCCAGCGAUAUCACCUCUCAGAAUAGAAGGUCUGGCAGUAGGAGCUACCUGAGCAGUGUCCGAUCUGAAAGCAGGAGCACUCUCUGCAGUGUCAUGGCUCAAUUAACUGAGGAUACACAGCCAACAUUUGAGGCCACCUUAAAAUCCAAAGCUGUGUCUGAAGAUGCUAACGUCAAGUUCAACUGUGUGGUCUCAGGCUACCCAGUCCCUGAGGUGACAUGGUACAAAGAUGACAUACAGCUGGACAGAUACUGCGGCCUUCCCAAAUAUGAAAUAUCACGUGAUGACAAGACACACACACUCCAAAUAUACAACUGUACUCUGGAGGAUGCUGCAAUUUACCAAGCAUCAGCACAGAACAGUCGAGGCAUUGUGUCAUGUUCAGGUGUGUUGGAGGUCGGAACAAUGAGCGAGUACAAGAUUCAUCAAAAUUACUUUGCAAAGCUUAAACUGCGAAACGAGAACCGUCGCCAAGAGCAGGAGGAGCACCGCAAUAUAGGCAAAGAGAAUGUCCCAGCAGCCUUUGAGCACGACAGGAUGAGUAGUCCUGAAAGAGCCCAGAGGAAACGCAGGUCCAUGGAGACCAGGGGCGCUGGCAGCCCUUCAGAGGAGAAAGCCGUAGAGGUGGAAACACCUCCAGUAGAGGACAGACUGGCUGCUCCAGUACAAGUGUCAGCAGCAGGACUUUUCCAUGGCAUCUCAAACUCUGAAAUGAUUGCAAACAGAGACAAAGACAGUGAGGGGCUAAUGUAUAUCCAUGAGACUGUGCAUAGUGCCUCCAGCAAACAGACCAAUGAGCAUUAUAUCAAGAAGAAGCUCAAAAUCUCAACAGCUGCAACAGAGAAAAACAAGGAAAACAGACCAACUGGAAGAGGGGAAGAGAUGAUGAAUGAGAGAGGGACUUCCAAUGAGAAGAUGGAGGUACAGAACACAGUCGAUCAGAUCGCCUCAGUGACUGAAUCUAGAAAGAAAAUGGACAUAACAGACAGACAAAAAAGUACAAAACAGCCAGAGAUAGUCAACAAAAGUGCCUCAGAAUAUUCAAAGACAGCUAAAGGUGCUCAUAUUACCACAGUGACUGAAUCUAGAAACGAAAUGGACAUAACAGACACAAAAAUGAAAGAAAAACAGUCAGUGAAUGUGAACAAAAGUGCCGCUGAAGAAUCAAGGAGAGCUCAAGGUGCUCAGAUCACCACAGUGACUGAAUCUAGAAAGAAAAUGGACAUAACAGACACAAAAAUGAAUGUAAAACAGUCAGUGAAUGUGAACAAAAGUGCCUCAGAAGAAUCAAAGAGAGCUAAAGGUGCUCAAAUCACCACAGUGACUGAAUCUACAACUAAAAUGGACAUAACAGACACAAAAAUGAAUGAAAAACAGUCAGUGAAUGUGAACAAAAGUCCCUCAAACGAAUCAAAGAGAGCUCAGGACUCUCAGAUCGCCUCAGUGACUGAAUCUAGAAAGAAAAUGGACAUAACAUACAGAAAGAGUGAAAAACUGUCAGAGAAUGCACAGGAAAGUCCCUCAGAAUCAAAGAGAGCUCAAAAGCCCAUUGGAACCCAGAAACGACCAGCGUUGAAGGUUUCCAUGACAACCCAGACAAACAAGGUCGAAAUCACGAAGCAAACAGAAUCAUCUGAGAAAGGGACAUCAAACCUCAAACUUUUUGAUGACCACGAGAAUAGAAACCCAGUAAGUACAUGUUUGAGGAUCUUGCCUCAUUCUUGUGGUGGGAAUGACGUCGAUGUGGACACAGGGGAGAGGAAUGUAGCAUGCUCCCUUAGGGGCUUGGCUGCAGGCGAUACUCACACUGAGCCCACAGAGUCACCGAUUCUUGAAGAUAUUCCUCCUUUUCAUAAGGAAGUAGCCAAGAAGUUAAAGGAGCAACCCCCAUUGAUGCGUGAGGUCACUGCGAGUGUUACGGACACACUCAGUUCCUGCCACCUUGCAUCACAGGGACAGAAGUUGAGAGCAGGUGACCAGUCUGUGGCAUCAACAAAGUGCAGUCCACUUGUCACUGGGCCUCAAAACACUCAGCCAAGUGAGAAAAGCUCCGCAGGUCAUGUUUCACACAUGCUUCAUGAUGGCCAAGUUACAACAGCUAUGAGUUCCUCAUUAGGAGAUGACACAUUAACCAGCGUGUGUGAGAAGGAUAGCAAAGCUGAAAACCAACUCAUCAAAGAGUCUGACAAACCUAAGGGUGAAACAAAACCUGCAUCCAUGUCUUUCGAUAGUAUGGAAAAAAAUGAGAUGAAAAACAUAAAUACAAGUACAAAUGUGCAAAAACAGAACAGCAUUUCAAAAGAAAAAUCAACGGCAAACUCAAACCAUUCCACAAAUCAAGUCAUUGUCACAGAGUUUGUUCAAAUUUGCAAGUUAAACUCGAAUAUGGUGCAACCACACACCAUGAAUAGCUCCUCUAUUACUAAAGUUGAAAUGAAAGAUACUAAAGCCAGAGAGUGUCAGAGCUCUUCUCUUGUAGCUACAAACAAUGUUUCUAAAAUGGACACACAGGAACAAUCUAAAGUUACCACAUUUGAAGUACCAGUAUCAACUCAUCACAAGAUGCAAAGUUACUCUGAAAAAAAAGGCAUUGAUAGUUCUGGCCCCUCUACAUUCCUCUCCCAACAUUCAAAAGAGUUACCCACCGAAUUGACCAUUCCUGCAAUAUAUAUUACAGAUGUGGACGGCACAUCUCAAAAUAGCACAGACAAAACAGAACACACUGUAUGCAAGAGUGACAUUAGUAAAUCAGACACUGUUAAAAUCACAACUGAAGCAAAUGCAGUAACCUCUACUGUGACAAAUAGCAACACUGACAGUCAAACAAGUAUACUUAUUCAUUCUGAUUGCACAGACACCACAAACAAAACCACAGCCAUUUUGGAAUUUAAAGGUCUGCGUGACGAGAAGUUUGAUCUUUCCCUACGUUCACAAACUUCUGAAGUCAACAAGCCUGAUCAACAGCCACUAAGUCAAGAAAGCCUGAAUCAAGGACCUGAAUCAUCAAGUCAUUGUUCCACUGAGAAGGUUUCAACAGAUUUUAUUAGACUAUCAGAGGUUCCUAAGCAACACCCCAAUGCUGACAACAGCAUAAAGACAAAUGUGUCUGAAUUAACUGAAACCAAUCGUCAUCCAAAAACAGAUCUUAAUCUGAAAACUGAUUCUGACUCCUUCAUAAAACACCUGAAAUCAGCUGCAUUGGACCUUGAGAUGUCAGAUCAAAGUUCCACCAGCACCAUGAACAAUGCUGCAACACAUAUAAACUCUAGAGACAAUGAUAAAUUUGAGGAGGAAGUAAAUUCUGCAGUGAUACAGCAUGGUGUCUGUAAGGUAACAAUCCCACUGAAGAAUACAGACCAUCAGGACAACUCUACUGCUGCCCACAGUGAACUUGCCACCAGGACGAAUCAAAAGACUACAUUACCUAGCACUACAACAGAGAAGAGUGAAAUAGGAAUGGCCAUAUGUCUUGAAGAAGCAAAUAGAGAUGCAUAUCAGAUGGACAGUUUAUCUUUGAAAACACAACCUGAAUCUCCGUUACAAUCAGUCAGUAACUCACAGUUGAAGACAUCAUUAGAAACGCACUCCCCUCGUCUCACCCGGAAGAGUGUCCCGGCUGACCUCCCCAAGCCUGCAGAAAAUGAGAACAUUAAGCCCAAAUCAACAGAGAAAGUCAAAGAAAACCAGUUCAAAGUUCCACAGAUUAUCCGUAAAAUCCGACCAGAGGUGUUUGAUGCCUCUGGACAUCUGAAACUCUGGUGUCAGUUUUUCAAUAUAGUAAGUGACUCGACAAUAAGGUGGUACAAGGAUGAGGUGGAGAUUGCAGAGAUAAAGAGAAGUGCAGGAGAUGAGACUCAGGUGUGCUUGGCUAUUAUACGGAUGUCCAAAAGAGACUGUGGUGUUUACAGAUGCACAAUUACCAAUGACUAUGGCAAAGAUUCCACAGAGUAUCUUCUCAGUGCAGAGUUUCUUUCCAAUAUGUUUCUGCGUGAGGAGCUCAAGGAAGUUGGGGAGGAGAUUGAGAUGACUCCUCUGAUCUUUAGUAAAGGUCUUGCUGAUGCAGGCUGCUGGGGCUCAAAGUUCUACGGCCGUGUCACAACAGAAGAAGUUCAGGUCGGAAUGGGAUGUGAGCACAAAACCAGACGGCUGAAAGUGAUCUAUGGGUUAGAUCCUGUGUUUGAGUCGGGCAGCUCAUGUUUUAUAAAAGUGCGGAGCCCUAUUGCAUAUGAGAGCAGAGAGGAGACUGUUUUGGCUGAAAGGAAUCUCCAAAUCACAAAACAGGAAUGUAGAAUUCAGAACAUGGCCAGAGAGUACUUUAAGAUCUUUGCUGCAGAGACGAGAGUGAUAGAGAGCUUUGGUGCAGCGCUGGAGGUAAUCAGUGUUCCUUAUGCAACAGUGGAGGCAGAGCUUAAGGGUGUCUAUAAGCGGUAUUGUGGAUUGGAUCGUACCGGGUCACUGGUAUUAAAUGAGAAGUUAGAGGUGGGGCAAAAAUGUUCUUCUCUCCAGCACUGGAUCCACCAGUGGACCAAUGGAAAUGUGCUGUUCUCAAGACUUGAGGGAGUUGAUACAAUACUGACAAAUAUCGGAAUAGCAAUCAGGUCAAAGGGGUAUCAGGGGUUUCCCUGUGAAGCUAAUCCGAAGGUUUUUGAGCUGUUUCACAUUCAGCAUCAGUGUAAUUACUUCUGUGGUCUCUUAAACCUCAAACCUCUCAAAGCCCCAGAAACACUCCAGGCUCCAUCCAGAUCCAAAGGCAAAAGCAGCCCACUACUACAACGAAGAACAGCUCCCAGCUCCUCCAGUCCCCAAACCUCACGCAAGGCCACAAAGAGCCCCAAAGUAUCCCACAAGCUGAACCCUCAGACCUCAGCCUAAUAAAGGUGUUUAAAAUAGGCCAAAGGUAAAAUGAAAGGGAAAAAAGGAGAAGUAUGUCUGUUAUUGAUAGGAAAGGUCACCUACUGAUCUGCA